This is a messenger RNA of Effrenium voratum, 972 nucleotides long. Lineage: Eukaryota; Dinophyceae; Suessiales; Symbiodiniaceae. The record is from the annotation of a GenBank genome assembly.
AUGGCAUCGACAGACUUGCACGAUCCCGACGCGUAUGUCCGAAACGGGCAAUACGAUGUCGAUCGCCACUGGCGCGAUCUCGUCCGCCAGCGCCGUCUCUACACGGCGUUGAGCCUGGGCAUCCUGUUCGUUGCGCUGUUCGCGUCGCUAUGGUUCGCCAACCAGACCAAUGCAGGCAAGUUCUUCGACCGGCUGCCGCACUUCUUCGACUUUGCCGGCGGCAUGAUCCCGCGCGACGGCUGGGAGGUGUGGCGGGCGCUGUUCGAUCUUGAGAGCCCCUAUUAUGACGGCUCGUUCAAAUAUGAUUAUCCCGAUGGCCGCGUCUAUUUCUGGGGCACCUGGUACGUCCCCGAAUACAUCCACAAGAUGGUCGAGACGCUCAACAUCGCCAUCCUGUCGACCCUGAUCGGCUUCAUCUUCGGCUUCCUUCUCUGCUUUCUGGCCGCCACCAACCUGACCACGACCCGCUGGCUGCGCUUUGUCGUGCGCCGCUUCAUGGAGUUCCUGCGCGCCUUCCCGGAGAUCGUCAUCGCCGGCUUCUUCCUUGCCAUCUUCUCGCUUGGCCCGGUGUCGGCGAUCAUCGCCGUGUCGAUCCACACGAUCGGCGCGCUGGGCAAGAUGUUCUUCGAGGUGGUCGAAAACGCCGACAUGAAACCCGAUGAGGGCCUGCGGGCGGUCGGCGCCAACUGGACCGAACGCGUCUGGUUCGGCAUCGUGCCGCAGAUCAUGCCGAACUUCCUCAGCUACACGCUGCUGCGGCUUGAGAUCAAUGUGCGCGCCUCCACCAUCAUCGGUGCGGUGGGCGCGGGCGGCAUUGGCGAGGUGCUGCGCCUGUCGAUCAGCCGCGGCCACGAGGCCAAGACGCUGGCGAUCAUACUCCUUCUUUUCGUCACCAUCGUCGCCGUCGAUCAGCUUUCGGCCUGGCUGCGCCGCAAGAUCGUCGGCGACCAGGCCUUCCAGUUCGGCGCUUAG